Messenger RNA from Trachymyrmex cornetzi, 5434 nucleotides. RefSeq lists its product as uncharacterized. The record is from RefSeq and is a predicted model, not a curated record. The coding region runs from base 627 to 4496 and encodes 1289 amino acids. The transcript is spliced from 6 exons. Lineage: Eukaryota; Metazoa; Arthropoda; Insecta; Hymenoptera; Formicidae.
ACGGCGACGGUCAUUCCGGAGGAGGGAGAACCUUCGUGAAGAAAAGAGAGGGAGUGAGGAAGAACGGUGCGAGGUGGUGGGUGGUGGAGCAUCGGCAAGGGUGAAGUGGGGUGAGGUGAGGUCCGCAGUGUGCGGUCGCUGUUCGAGCGGCAUGGAUUACAUAUUAGAAUUGCUCGCGUAACGAUAGAGAGACCGAGAAACUUUGCCAUUUCGCGAAAGCGAUAUUCCGCGCCGUUAUACAUUUUAACACGUCGUCGAGUCGAACGAACGAACGAACGAACGAACGAACGAAGUGAUCCAUAAGGUUCGUAGGACCUGGGCUUUUUUAACCCUCCCCCUCCCCCACCCCGCUCCUCCCUCCAACGAUCGACGAGCAAGCGAGCGACGGCGAUCCUCGCGAUGCUACCGACGAGGUAGUGCGCGAACCGUGUCCGAGAGAAUGUAUCGCGCGAUGACGAUCGCGGAGCACCGAGGGUUAUUAACGUCCUAAAAGGGAGGAAGAGGAAGAAACGAACAAGGCGGAUCGAACGUGGAAAAUCAUCGCGGCGCAGGACGAGACGUAGAGCGAAAGAAGAAGAGGUGGUAGCGACCGGUGGUGGUAGUGGAGGUGCGGGCGACCGCGAGAGAUGGGCAAGAAGGGUUCCAAGCGGAAGACCCGAUGGAGAACCCUGAGCAUCGGUGCUCCACCCGGUGAAGAGGAUGAAGAGGAGGGUUUGCGAAAAGACUACGUGAAGAGUCAGGAGAAGGAGACGAAUGCGCACACACAUUUCGAUCGGAAUGGACAGCAAGGUGGCUACAAGCCGCGUCGAGCUGGUACCAGCACCAGCGGCGGAAGUACGAGCGGCUACGCCAGCAGCGGCUCGAGAUCGCACAGAGACGAGAGCGCGGGUUCACCGUCGCAACCUAAGAUCAUCUUCAACGAGGAGGAGUACACGAGAAUUACAACACCGCGACAAGAUGUUCUCUUCAAAAAGGGCUACCUGUCGCGCAAGAAGCCUUGGACUGGAAACGCGAGCACCAGCGCUACGCCGUCGACUACAGAGAGUCAGUCGGCAUCACAUUCCACCGCAGACGGCAGCGAAACUACAGAGGACCAGCAAUUAUUGGAUAGGGACAGUGGAACGGGAGAAUAUCCGCCCAUGAGCGCAGAGCCAGGAGCGCAAUUAGGAUACGGAACAUUUUACGAUCAUGCGAGCGGUUACUAUUACGAAUAUCCUGUGAUGUUGGUCGGACCUGCGCCAGUACCUACUCAAAUUGGACCAAACGUUCUAGCGACUGUACCUUGUGGCCCGGUUCCUCUAAGACCGAUUGAGUGGAUUAAUCCUGCAUUCGUGCCUAAACUUGCCAAUCAGCCAUAUUGCUUAAUGGAUUAUCAGACUAAUCAAAGUACAGAACCGAUCGCAAUAGUGGAGGAGCAGAACGGCACGAUAGUAACAGCGGAAGCUUCCAACAGUAUGUGGAAUGAGAGCGGUACUGGUAGCGCUAGCUGCAGUGGCAGCGUAGCUGAGGAGAUCGAGGAGCAAGCCGAAGAAGAGGAAAAUGCGACUAUGGAACAGCAUACCGUGAAAGAACAGCUUAUAGAAGAACAACCACAGGAGCAGUUGCAUCUCGAGGGACAACAUUUAGAGAACGGCAUGACGACGGUCGAUCCUUACCUAGAUCCAUUAAUGAUGCAAGAGCCAAUGCAUAUGUCGCAUAUGGUGCCAGCCGUGCCGCAGCCGUACAUAUAUCCUGGUCACUACAUGUUUGGACCUCCUUUGGUCAACGUUAAUGGUGUUACCAUCCAGGGCGGGCCUUUGGUGAGAACCAUGGACGUAACAGCUAUGACAAUGGCGUGCGCCAAACGAAGAAAGAAGAGAAAGAAAAGAAAACAGAGAAGACCUACUUUGGGUAACACCGAAGAUGAAGAAGAAGGGGAAUACAGUUCCGAAUGUGAUAAUGAUGUAUCGUCUUCCCGACUACCUUGGUCAGAAUGUCCGACUUCGACCGCGAUUACAACGACGUCGGCCGCGAAUCGACCGCUUAAUCCCGAAUGCCAGGAAUUUCAAUUGCGGCCGGCCCUGCAAUCGCGAAUCCUCUCUGCUCCUGUUUCGACAUCCACCGUCACUACUGUGGCCGAAGAAGUCACGUCGUCUGUCAAUGACGCACCGGAUAUGUCAUCUUACACCGAGACGGAAUCCGCCAGUCGCGAGACCGAGACGUGCGACUCGUCAACCGCUCAAAGUCUAACGAACCAGGAAGAGAUGAUAAUCCAUAAUUCAGAGCAAAUAGUUAGGGAGACAUCUUUAGACAACGUUCAAUUGCCGACAGUUGGACAUAUGCCCAGAGACAGGAACGCAGAAAUUAACAGUCAAGCGAAUCGUCUAGUCGCGAAUGUGGAAGCGAUAAUAACGAACGAGACUACUGAGAUAAGGAGCAAUGCUCCGACUGAUUACGAAACGCCUUCCAGGAGUGAUACUUCUUUGGAGAACGAUGGCGAUUCGACCAGUGCCAAUGCGAAGCAUGAGUCAUUCGAAAAUAAUAGUAACGACAUUAAUACGAAUACAUUGAAUAAUUGCGUCAGAUGCCCUGAAGAAAAUUUAGCUAACGGCGAUACUAACCACGAACAUUUUGCCGACUUAAUGGAAAAGGCGUCAAAGUCAAGAUCGGUGAGUCCUCAAGAGAAUGAUUCCAAUUUAACAACGAUAAACGUCAACGAAAAAGAGGAAAUUCAACGAUUACGAUAUUGCAACAAUUCAUCCGUUACGCGAGCAACGUCACUUGGAUUGCCGAGAAAGUACAACAAGAAGGGUCUGAAAUUUGUGAGGGAGUCUACGCCUGGGCCAGACUUGGAUGAGUCCGCGCAUCUGGAUGUGGAGAGCAAGAUACUCGUACAACAAUUCGAAGCUGUCGAACUGUCGGACGUAGAUUGCAAAUGCAAUAUUGUGAACGAUAAGCUGGGUGAGACAGAGCGGAAGGUGGUGAACGAGGGAGAUGCACUGGAGGUACAUAACGAGAGCACGAUCAAAAUGACAAAUCGAGAUACAAUUGAAGGCUCAAACGAGGAUUCCGGAUUUGAGAGCCAGACUCGGUUGUCGAAAAAAUAUCCAAUUACAGCUGCGGUGAAGGAGUGGCUGCGUCGAGCGAACUCGCCCGAUCUUUUCAUAACGUCGGCGUCGACCUCGGAGAGCGAGACAGACGAGGAUGAUGAAGAAAUGGAUGCAAAGCCGCCAAAAAACUUGCAAGGCAACCCCAUGCCUGCACUAUCUGCUAAUAGCGGUGUUGACAACGUCACGUUGUUGUCGCGCACGGCUAGCUGCGGCGAAUUCGCAAAAACCAACAACAAUAACAUCAACAACAACAACGUCAGGAAUGAUCAGAUGGAAGCUGAUUCAAUGUCGAUCGGCAGAAGAAAAAGGGACGCGAAAGUUGUAAAAAGAAAAACAAUGGCAAAGAGAAACGACAAACGGAACAAGAAUGUCGAUGAGAAAACGCAGAAUCAAUUAGUUUCCUCGUUGGUUUCGUUGAACUUUGUCACUGCCGUGAGAUCGAAAGACAAGCCGAAGAAUAAUGUUGGUGACGUUUGCGAAUUUACUCAGGAGGAUAGCGUUGCGGGUAUGAGGGUUGCUUUAAGUUCUCGGAUAAACUCGAAGAGAGUUAACGGAAGACGAAUGAAGACAGUAAGAAAAAUCAGUAAAAAUCCUGUUGAGAAUAUUGAUAUCAAAAUGCGACGUAUAGACAAUUUAAACGAUGGGAAGGGUAAAGAAACGAUCGAGGACAGUAUGGUGAGCGUGCGGACAUUCGAGAAGGGGGAGAUUAUCGUUUCGCAAGACGGCAGAUUGUUACCGACGUCCUCGUACGAACCUGUGCCGUUUAAUUUUCAUGAUAAUCCCGUCGCGAAAACCGCUGCUUACGUCGACAUGAUUAACAAAAACGUGGAGAUACGCGAGCAAAUCAGCAAGAACAGCAGCGACGAAAAUGAUAGCGUAAUGAUAGGAUCCUCGGUCAGCAUAGAGGAGCCCGACGUGUUGGAGUGCUGGGAAGUAGAAACUGUGGAACCUGUGAUAACCCCAAAAAGGAUGCUGCAAAGUCCGGGAGUCCUGUGCGAAGGCGAGGCGGCGGAAGACGAUAACAUCGAGGUCGAAAAAGCUAUCGUGAAACAUGUGCAGAGGUAUUACAGACUCGCACGGGAUAUCGUCAACACGGAGGAAGAGUCAAGCGAAUUUAGCACGUCGGUAAUUUCGUCGAGAACAGUGCCAAAUGAUCCGGAGGACAAAACAAUCGGGUAUUUCCGUGGCGAGGAGAUCCCAAUCUAUAUACCGGACAAAAAUCAGGACGUUAUCAUAGCGGAUGAGAAGAUACCCAUCGAUGAGGCGUUCGAGGUAUACGAAAGCUGUUACAACGGAAAAUCACCGUUCUUAUCGUUCGAUUCGAAGAUGUUCGGGCAAAGGUCGUUGUAUGGUCAGAACGGCGACGGUCCGAUACCGUGCAGAGCGGUGUGCUGCAACAUACAAUAAUAUCAAGGAGAUAUACCCCAUCGCGCAAACUUUUUUUCAAACGAAAAAAUAUAUAUAUUAUUAUAACAUACCUUAUAUUAUAAUAAUAUAUAAUUAUAUAAUCGCGUCAGGGCCAUUCUUUUUAAAAUAGGCCAGGGCAUAGUGCUUUCUCCGGGUAUAUCACGUAUAUGUACGUGUAAUAUGCACCCCUCUCACAAUACAAAAGCAAAUGUCUUAUCUCCGUUGGACGGAGAUUUAAUGAAUCGAUAUUCUUUUGAAAGUUCAGUGACACGCUCAAAGAAAACUGAAUGUUAUUUGAAAAGCAUCGCGAAUCGCGAUCCAUUUUUGUAAAUAGUUUUAAGAGUUCGUUUGUGAUGUAUAACUUUCUGUGGGAAACUUUCAAAAUUUUAUGUGUGUGGGAGCAUGCAUUGUAGCAGUCACUCUACGCGCGCGCGCGCGCCAUAGCAUUUUACCAUUAUUAUCAUUAUAAGCAUUGCUGUGUAUCAUUAUUCGUAAUCAAAGACAGAGAUUCGUAACGUUUCAGUGUUCAGCUUUCAUCUGGACCUAGCUUAUAUUAUUAAGAGGUAAUAUGUUGUUUUUUUCCGGAUUAUCAUAGGAAAAAGCGCGAAUUUUAUUUUGGAUGAAAUAAAUAAAGAAGGGAGAAAGGAGAAGGAAGAAGUAUAUGGAGAAGUGUAGAGGGCAUAGGAGAUGCCAGACUGUUGUUUUUAUUCUCGCUACGAUAUCUCGUAAUACCACUCAGUCGAAAUGACAAGAGCGUUAUUUUUAGAAUCUAUAUAAAAGACACGAAUGUUAAAAGACUAGGAGUUAUUGUUGCACGUAAUCACGUUGGAUGGCCUUUGCUUAGGAAAGUUCUGAUUGCUCGCAAUUUUUAACUCGGCAUUAUCGGAAUAUCCCGCAUGUUCAACUGUGAGUCUCCUUUUUCUUUCUCUUAGAGAAAG